Messenger RNA from Chara braunii, 3361 nucleotides. NCBI's taxonomy places the organism in Eukaryota, Viridiplantae, Streptophyta, Charophyceae, Charales, Characeae. The record is from the annotation of a GenBank genome assembly.
GGGUAGGGACGGAUGCGUUGGCCUCGAAGGCAAGGCUGCUGAGAGAGACACUCUCAAAGAGUGAAAUGUUUACAGGGAGUAUGAUCGAGGUACUGACGACAUUCGAUCAGAGGCUGUCGGGACUGGAGGCCGUGAUGAGGCCAACGCAGAUACGAACUCUGGCGUUUCGGAGAGCUUUCCGUAAUAUUGAUCAGACUCUUACGUCGGCAGAUUCCAUCCUUGGCAAAUUUGAUAUUUGUCGCCAGGUUGAACCCAAGAUUCUGGCAGGAUCUCUCGAUGACAAAGAGGGCUUUUUCUGGGCAGUCGAUCAGCUGCAGGAUGUGAUCCAGUUCUUUAGUCAGAGGAAAAACUUCAAGAGCAGUGAAUCAGCUCUUCAUCAUGCAAGAAGCCUUUUAAGCAAGGCCGUGGGAAAAAUGGAGGAUGAAUUUCGAUCCCUUUUCAACACUCACAGCAAGAUUCCGGAAGCAGACAAGCUGCUUUCUGCGCUACCAGAGCCGACGCACAGAGCGAGUUCUUCAUGUGCGGAUGUCAUGACAGAGAGCCAGAACAAAGCAGCACACACGCAUGGUUCACAAGGAGCAGAGAAGCAGAUCAAUCCUCCUGUGCUUGUCACUGCAUCAGUUGUACCUCAGUUGAAUGCAUUAGUGCAGAAAAUGGCUUCCGCUGGCUAUUCUCAACAAAUAGUCAAAGUUUACAGGGAUAUACGUAGCGCGGCGUUCGACCAGGCCUUAAGAAAGCUCGGCGCAGACAAAUUGAGCAAAGAAGAUGUUCUUAGAUUACCUGUGGAAGCUUUGGAGCCAAAAGUAUGCAGCUGGAUGCAAUGCGUGAAAGUUGUGGUGAAGAUGCUCUUCGUAGCCGAGCAAAGGCUCUGCAUGCAAGUUUUCCACGCAGUCGACAUGCCGAAAGAAAAAAUUCUCAGAGAAGUGGUAGAGCCUUCUAUGCCAAUGCUCCUGACCUUCGGAGAGUCGGUGACGAAAUGCAAGAGAGUCGUGGACAGUCUGUUCCUGUUGUUGGAAAUGUAUGAGACUAUUCAAGAGCUCUUUCCGGAGAUCUGCGGCAUGUUUAGAGGUGAGAUGAGUGUGGGCGUGCCCAACGCAUUUCUCACCUUGCGGAAACGAGUCGGCCAGGCGGCCAAGGAGACAUUCAACGAGUUUGAAGAUGCUGUGGAGAAAGACAACAAGCCUGUUGCAAGCAUGGAUGGUACAGUUCACCAAUACACAAGCUGGGUGAUCAACUACAUCAAGCUGCUACUGGAUUACCAGGACACGCUUAAAGAUCUAUUUGGAGACGGAGAUCCGUCUAAGGCAACAUACCUAGGGGAGGCGACGUCACGGAUUAUGACAGCAUUGCAGGCGAACUUGGAUGCAAAAUCGAAGCAUUUCAAGGACCCUGCACUUACACAUAUAUUCCUUAUGAACAAUAUUCAUUACAUUGUUGUGUCCGUCCGCAGGUCGGAUGCCAAGGAGCUCCUAGGAGAUGAUUGGGUGCAGAGGCUUCGGAGGAUUGUACAGAGGCAUCAAGCGACCUAUCAGAGAACUGCAUGGACAAAGGUGCUGAGCUAUCUGAGUGGAAUAACAAGUGAAAGUCAGGGCAACGUGUCCCGGAGCAUGUUGAAGGAGAGGUUUAAAAAUUUCAACUCUACAUUUGAGUUAUUGCACGCCACUCAAUCGCAAUGGAUAAUCCCUGAUGGCGAAUUACGAGAAGCUGUGCGGCUGGCCAUAGCUGAGAUCCUGGUUCCCGCAUACCGCUCAUUUCUGAAACGAUAUGGGGUUUCCUUGCAGAAUGGAAAGAAUCCUCACAAAUACAUCAAGUACUACCCAGAGACGCUAGAGCAAAUGCUCGGCGACUUGUUCGAAGGCAAGGCUAAAGAUUACAGUCAGCCCACACGGCGAUAAAACUACCCAGAGACGCUAGAGCGAAUGCUCGGCGACUUGUUUUGGAAGGCAAGGCAAAAGAUUACAGUAAACCCACACGGCGAUAAAACUAUCUUCCUGAACUCUCUACAGGGAAGGACGAUGUCGGUGCCAAAAUGGUGAUUUUAUUUUUCUAUGCAGGAUUUUCGAAUGGGGCGUCUUUUGUGAAACCAGCCGGAGAAGGACAAGGCAAGCACCUGAGGAAAAUGUCUUCUGGUGAGUGGGACCAGAAGUCAAGCUUCGGUCGAACGGCAGGGGAGAAAACAAGGAACCGAAGGGGAGAGAGAGAGAGAGAGAGAGAGAGAGAGAGAGAGAGAGAGAGAGAGGAGAGGAGAGGAGGUACUUGGCACAGCAUCGCUGGGUGAAUGCAGCAGCAGACGGGUUAGUGUUACUUCGUAGUGAUCUCAACAUUUGUUCUCAAUGUACGCACUUUGCCGUUGUGGACGAAAGGAGAGCUUGUCUUAUAGCUCCUCCGGCCUCCGGCCAUGGGCGACAAUUUUACGGACUGUGAAGCGGCUGGAACCUUGUGGCCAAGCUGCGCGUCGUUUUUCGUUAUAGAGGUGGUGGGUAUCGGGUCGAAGGUGCCACACUUGUGGUGGUCCAAAUCGUACAGCGCCGCCUGCCCGCAAGUCGCAUCACCAUGGUUGGUAGGUAUAUUUCCUGAUGCCAGAUUCUGUUUUCGGUCAGAAAACGGCAAACAUUCAUUUUGUUGAAUUUUGUUGAUUUUUUUUACUUUUUUUUUUUGAAUUUUUUUGUAUUUGAAUUGUUUUUGUUUUUGAAUUUUUUUAUUGAAUUUUGUUCAUGUUCAUAUGCAAAUUCGAAUGUCGAUCGACUAGACUACGUUCAACGAAUCUCUUUACUCCUGCCUAUUUUUUUUUGAUUCCUCGGUUCUCGCCCUCACCGCUCCUGGAGAGGAGGUUACCCUCCAUGAUACCGCUGAUAACUGAGGGUGUAGUUAGACUUAGGAGCUUUUUUUGCUCAGCUCUGACCGUAAUUGCAUCCAGGUACAUCCAUGGUGAGGGUCAUGAUUGCGCCCAGGUACGUCCAGGAAAGUGCUAGUGCGAGUACCCCUCCGAAAAUGGUGGAGCUGAGCGCAUAACUUACGCUGGGAGCUUUCUUACUCGACUCUGACUGUAAUUGCAUCCAGAUACAUCCAUGGCAGGCCAGAAUUACGCCCAGGUACGUCCAGGAAAGUGCUAGUGAGAGUGCCCUCUGAAAAUGGCAGAGCGGACGAACCCCUGGAAACCCGGCCCAUGUGGCUGUUAUGCCACACACCUCGCCGGGAGCCCUAAUUGAUUUGGCGAACAGAUCACGACGAGGGUUUGAUGAGCAGAUCAGGAGUUUGAAUCCAGAUGGUAUCGUAUGGCUACAAUAAUGUUAGGGGGUACCCCCUCAGAAAAAAAAAGGGGAAGAGAAAUUUGACGAUAGAAUGAAGGAAGCUUGGCUUU